UCGCAGCAAGAACCGUCAUUUGGCGUCGCGGCCGCAGCCUAUCGACUCCUGCGGGGCCACGUCAUGUAAACGGAGUAAAAGCGCGUCCGACCGACACUCAACCAAAAUAGAAGCAGCCGAACCGGGUUCACCCCGAUCCGCCGCGAUCCGCCGCGAUCCGCAGAGCCGCAGCGCCGCGCUCAGGGCCCGGUGUAGCCGCAGGUUAGAGUACAGAGGAGCGGGGCUGAGGGCUCCGCAGCGCCGAGGAGAGAUGUCAGAUAUCGGGGACUGGUUUAAGAGCGUCCCGUUCAUCACCCGGUACUGGUUCGCGGGCUCGAUCGCGGUUCCGCUGAUCGGGAAGCUGGGGCUGAUCAGCCCGGUGUUCCUCGUGCUGUGGCCGGAGGCUUUCUUCCACAAGUUCCAGAUAUGGAGGCCGAUAACAUCCACUCUGUACUUUCCAGUUGGGCCCGGAACAGGAUUCCUGUAUCUGGUCAAUCUGUAUUUCCUCUAUCAGUACUCCAGCAGACUUGAAACAGGGGCCUUUGAUGGACGACCAGCCGACUACAUCUUCAUGCUCCUGUUCAACUGGCUUUGCAUCGUUAUAACGGGCUUAAUGAUGGACAUGCAGCUCCUCAUGAUCCCCCUGAUCAUGUCCGUCCUGUACGUGUGGGCGCAGCUGAAUCGAGAGACGGUCGUGUCCUUCUGGUUUGGCACCAGAUUUAAGGCUUGUUAUCUUCCCUGGGUCAUUCUGGGAUUCAACUACAUCAUCGGUGGCUCAGUGGUAAAUGAGCUGAUUGGGAAUUUAGUGGGUCACUUCUACUUCUUCCUCAUGUUUAAAUACCCAAUGGACCUGGGCGGCAGAUCCUUCCUCUCCACUCCUCAGUUCCUCUACCGGUGGUUUCCUAAUCGACGAGGAGGAGUGUCUGGAUUUGGCGUCCCGCCCACCAGGAGACAAGUGCCACAGGAGCAGGCAGGAGGGGGCGGGGGUGGCGGAGGCGGUGGACGUUACAACUGGGGUCAAGGCUUUCGCCUCGGGGACGACUGAGGCCGUUCUCCUCUACAGAGCCCCCUACGGACACUGAUGCUAAUACUUUGGGCGCAUACUGAAACAUCGAUGCUGCAGAACACAAGUUUUAUACCUUUUCAGGGUUUUUUUGUUCGUUCGUUUGUUUAUUUGAUUACUUUUGGCUUAGUUUUUUGUAACUCAACCCCACAAACAACGAAGAGUUAAAAGUUAACACAGACCCCCUUUACAGCAUCACGUCUGAUCACAUCUGUGUGUUUAUUGACCUUUUUGCUCUAGAUGCAAUAUCACAUGUAAUGCUAUAAUCGAGGCUCUGUGUGUGUGUGUGCAGUGCUGUGCUGUGAGCAGCCUUGCAGAAAGAGCUGCUCAGUCAGAGCUUGUGCUGAGAUGACCAGAGGACUGAUGCUCGUCUGGAUUCUCAGGAGAGUACUCACUCAGGCACUGUCUGCAGGCUUCAUAUUACUGUUCUGAUUUAGUUAUUUUUGUAUUAUUUUAAAUUUAAUGUUGAUUGUUCAGUAUCUUGUUUCAGAAGUUUUUCAGUUUCAGAAUUUGAACAUGUACGAGUCUUAAUAUAGCUUCUAAUUUUAUGACAAGCCCACUGAUUUUGUUUAGGCUCGAGUGAUUUUAUUACCUUUCUUCUAAACACACAUGUCCUGAUCUAUGUUGAUGGAUUUAACUUCAUGAAGGUUCUCUUAAACAAAUCUAAAUACGAAUUAAAGAAGAAUUUUGUUGCA
This is a messenger RNA of Astyanax mexicanus (Mexican tetra), 1737 nucleotides long. RefSeq names its product derlin 1 (gene derl1). Gene Ontology annotation, biological process: endoplasmic reticulum unfolded protein response. Gene Ontology annotation, molecular function: ubiquitin-specific protease binding; misfolded protein binding. Bases 251 to 1024 code for a protein of 257 amino acids. The record is from RefSeq and is a predicted model, not a curated record. Lineage: Eukaryota; Metazoa; Chordata; Actinopteri; Characiformes; Acestrorhamphidae. Gene Ontology annotation, cellular component: Hrd1p ubiquitin ligase ERAD-L complex; endoplasmic reticulum membrane. The transcript is spliced from 8 exons.